AAUUGGUAAACAUUACAUGGACUCAAGCCCACGUAGCCAAUACCACUAAAGCGUAACAAUAACAACCAGCUUAGGUACGUCUACACAUUCUCUGCCACACAUUACCCUCCCACGACACUACUUUGGUAAAGCUAUCUGAAACAUAAACUACACCUCAGUUCAUUACAGCAAAUGAAGUAUUCGUAUUUUUCAACAUCCUUCAUCACCUUAACAAACGUCAACUACUAUGCCAUAAUUAUUACUAUAAUGUUACACAUACUCUGCAUACCAAUCAGCAGCAGCCUUCACCCAAUAGUUCUAGUCCCUGGGAGUGGUGGCAACCAGCUAGAAGCUCGGCUGACGGCAAAAUACAAGCCAUCGAGCCUUAUUUGCAGGGCAUAUCCAGGGCCUUUGCACAAAGAUAAAGAUGGUUGGUAUCGAAUAUGGUUCGAUGCGAGUGUUCUUCUUGCUCCUUAUACAAAGUGUUUUGCUGAGAGGAUGAUGUUACAUUAUGACCCUGUUUCUGAUGAUUACUUCAAUGCUCCUGGCGUUGAAACUAGAGUCCCGCACUUUGGUUCUACUCAGUCCCUUUCUUACCUUGAUCCCAACCUUAAGCUGAUCUCAGGAUACAUGGCACCUCUUGUAGAAUCAUUGGAAGAAAUUGGAUACAUAGAAAGCAAAACCCUCUUUGGAGCUUCAUAUGAUUUUCGUUAUGGCUUAGCCCCAGAAGGCCGUUCAUGCCAUGUCGGAUCCAAAUACCUUCAAGACCUCAAAGAUCUCAUUGAAAAUGCUAGUGCAGUGAAUGGAGGAAAACCAGUGGUAAUUAUAUCCCACAGUUUAGGAGGCCUAUUUGUCCACCAACUUCUUUUACGUAACACCCUAUCUUGGCGAGAGAAAUACAUCAAGCACUUCAUUGCACUAUCAACGCCGUGGGGUGGAACUAUUCAAGAAAUGCUCACCUUCGCGUCAGGGUACACCCUAGGAGUCCCGUUAGUCAAGCCAUUGUUAGUAAGGGAAGAACAAAGAAGCUCCGAAAGUAACUUAUGGCUCAUGCCGUGUCCUAGAAUAUUUGGACAUUCAAAGUCCCUAGUGAUCACCCCAAAUGCUAAUUACACUGCAAAGGACAUACCAAAAUUUCUUGCCGAUAUUGGAUUUUCGCAAGGUGUAUAUCCCUAUAAAACUCGAGUUCUACCCAUGGUUGAAAAAUUAACAGCCCCUAAGGUACCAAUCACUUGCAUAAUUGGAAGCGGAGUUGAUACGCCGGAGACUUUGUUCUACGAUGACAAGGGUUUUGAUAAGCAACCUUCUAUUAUAUGGGGUGAUGGGGAUGGAACAGUAAAUUUGUUGAGCUUGCUAGCAGUUCAAUCUGAAUGGAUGAAUGAGAAAAAUCAACCAUUAAAGAUCAUUAACAUAAAUGGGGUGUCACAUACGUCUGUAUUAAGUGAUCACAGAUCACUUGAUCAGAUUUUAGAGGUAGUUUCUGAAGUAAAUUCAGAUGUUUUGGAGUCAAAUUGUUUAAUUAAUGGAGGAAAACUAAAGAAUGUUUAAUACAAAGUACUAAAACAAGCCAUUAUAGCUUUUUGUACGUACAUUGGUUAUAUUUUGUGUCAUUACUUGCUAUACAUUGAUAUAGAUAUAAAUUGAGUAAUGCUUAUCUCAGCACGGUGCACGGGUUCAUAAACUUACAUGGGUACUCUUUUUUUUUAGCAUGUAUUCUAUUGGAUCUCAAGCCGGGCCGGUGCAACCUAUGCGCUUAUGAAGAGCCCAAAUACUAAAGGGUCUCAUUUUUGGCUUAAGUUACUGAAUUACUAAACUUAUGUGCACGGCGAUGUGUGUGGGGUUAAUGUACGAAAGCUUAGAUAUAUAUUUGUAAUUUUGACAUGACUUUUAAGGGCCGGUCGUGAAUGUAUCUAGUCUAGUAUAUAAAGCAUAGUUAGUGUAAAAAAAAA
Messenger RNA from Chenopodium quinoa (quinoa), 1928 nucleotides. RefSeq names its product lecithin-cholesterol acyltransferase-like 1. Bases 172 to 1527 code for a protein of 451 amino acids. The transcript has 2 exons. NCBI's taxonomy places the organism in Eukaryota, Viridiplantae, Streptophyta, Magnoliopsida, Caryophyllales, Amaranthaceae. Gene Ontology annotation, biological process: lipid metabolic process. The record is from RefSeq and is a predicted model, not a curated record.